UCCCGCCCAUUUGUACCAGAUUCCAAAUCAUGGAAGAAGCCGCAGCUGAAAAAGCCCUAAUCCUUCUCCGAUCCCGUCUCUGUAACCCUAAUUUCCUCUUCACUCCUCUCUCCGAUUCUCCAGAUUCCAAUUACAGCAAGCUGAAGUUCAUCAUCACCAAUUCCAUUACUGAGGCCUGCAACAAUUCACUCUUGCUACUUGGCCCCCGUGGAUGCGGGAAAACCGCCGUAUUGGAGCUUGUCCUGAGAGAUUUAAAUGUUGAAUACCCCAAUAUGAUAUCACUGGUUAGAUUGAAUGGACUAUUGCAUAGUGAUGAUAAUUGUGCAAUCAAGGAAAUUGCCAGACAACUAUGCUUGGAGCAUCAAUUGUUAUUCUCAAAAAUGGCCUCAUUUGAUGAUAACACUCAAUUCAUGAUAGCCAUGUUGCGAGAGUGUGGAUUAGCUCAUAAGACCAUCAUUUUUGUUCUGGACGAGUUUGAUCUCUUCACUCAGGGAAAGCAGCGGUUACUUUAUAGCUUGCUGGACGCAUUGCAAUCUCUAACUUCACAGGCUGUAGUCAUUGGUGUCAGUUGCCGCUUGGAUGCAGACCAACUCUUAGAAAAGAGAGUACGAUCCCGUUUCUCACAUAGGAAGCUAUUAUUUGUCCCUCCAUCAACCGAAGACAUACAAAGAUUGUUAGAACACAUAUUAUCUUUACCAACUGACCUAGAUGUUCCUCAUGACUAUGCUGCUGAGUUCAAUGCAAAGAUCCAUAACAUAGUAGGUGAUCAUGGAUUUGUAGAGAUUUUAAAUUCACUGUCAAAUGUCGAUGCUAGUGUCAGCUAUCUAUUGAGGUUUCUAUUUCAUGCUGUUAGUUUCAUGGAUCUCGAGUCUGGAUUCCUAUCACUUGAGAACUUCAGAACUGCAAUUUCGUGCAUCCAGAGGCAACCCAAGCUCGAAACUCUACAAGAUGCCUCCAUACUAGAGUUCUAUCUUCUGGUCUGCAUGCAUAGGCUGGAGGUCAAAGAACAAAACUCAUACAAUUUCAAUUCCAUAAUGAAAGAGUACAAGAGCGUACAUGAUGCUUAUCAAACCUCUGAUUAUUAUGCACGAAAUAUUUGCUUGCGGGCAUUUGAACACCUGCUAGAACGUGAAUUAGUCAGUUUUACUGACAGCAGGGGACAGAAUCUGUCUAUUGAAUUCCGUCCAGUGAAACUUCUGGUAGCGUCCCAGGAGCUCUAUCAGGGGUUGCAAUCGAACCGCUCCUGUCCUGCAAUUCUUCAGAAAUUAUUCAACCGUGAAAGCUACAAAUGACAGGAUGGUGAAUUGAUAGUCAGCUGCAUUGUGAGUUGUAGAUUCAGCAUAACAAUCUUUUCAGGUGGAUGAGAUGCAUGCAGUGCAGUCAGAAAUUGCUGAGAAAUUGCAUAUGGUGUGCAAGUUAUUCAAAGUAAACCACCCAAAUUAUGGCUGCCGGUUUAGAUGUAUCACGAACCAAAACUUACUCUUAUUUGAUUAUCUAACUAUUGGAUUGCUGAACAUUAUUGGACGGUUCAAAAAUGAAAGAUAAAUAAAUAAAAUUAUCCAAUGCUUUUAUUUCAAAAACAAGUGUCCACGUAUCAGAUGUUAGGAUUUGUUCAAUCAACCUGAUUUUUAGAUAGUAACUUAUUAGCAGAAUGUUCCAAAAUUUAGUCUGUACAAUUUCAGUCUUUAUAUUUGUAACAUUUCACGAAGUGCUUGCGUAUCAAGUUUCAUGUGCAGUCUGAGUAUCAAAUAAGUACUCUAUUUCUUUAA
This is a messenger RNA of Magnolia sinica, 1769 nucleotides long. RefSeq names its product origin of replication complex subunit 4. The record is from RefSeq and is a predicted model, not a curated record. Gene Ontology annotation, biological process: DNA replication initiation; DNA replication. The transcript has 17 exons. Gene Ontology annotation, cellular component: nuclear origin of replication recognition complex; nucleus. Lineage: Eukaryota; Viridiplantae; Streptophyta; Magnoliopsida; Magnoliales; Magnoliaceae. The coding region runs from base 30 to 1292 and encodes 420 amino acids. Gene Ontology annotation, molecular function: ATP hydrolysis activity; ATP binding; DNA replication origin binding.